AUGAACAAGAAUCAAAUUCAAAAUGCCAAUAUUCGCAAGCCAUCAAACACAUAUUUAAAAACUGAAUUCAAUAAUACUUCAUAAAUCAAAGAUAAUAGAUUUACAACGGAACCAUCUCCUAAAAAAUGCAAUAAAGAGAAUAUUGUUAAGGCCUCCUAUCUCAAAGCCACUCUUUCUAAUCAUUUGAUAAAACAAGAUAGAAAUAUUACACCCAACUUACCCAAGAGCAGUGUGAUUAGUUUGUUUUUAAAAUAACAAUAAGAGGAAUAAUAAGUUGAAUCAAAGGGGAGUAUUUGUUAGGCCCAUAAAAAGAAGUAUAAAUAUGAAGUCAAUGAGCAAUUGAUGUGCAGCAGAUGUGUUGUUGAUUAUGCCAUUCUAUCUGGUUUGCCUAUACGUUAUUAUGAAAUUGAGAAAAAAAUGCUGACUUUUGGUUAAGAAGAAGAUCACGAUGAAUUUUACCAAUUUACCUAAAAUACAACCAAAGAACUUUAAUAUAUUUAGAAUAUAUAGACACAGGCGAAUGGAAUAAUCAAAAAAAAAGAACUCAAAGACUUUGUUCUAAAAGUUGGCGAUGUUAUCAGUUAGAACAUGUAAUUUCUCAAAUUAAUCCAACAACAUCAAAUUCAAUUCGAUAAUCCUAAAUAAAAAACACAUAAAAUAUUGGAAGAACUCUAAAUGCAGAGUAAAUAAAUCAUUGAUGACAUUCUUGAUAAAUAAAAAGCAAAAUCCUAAGGCUUACUUAUAAAUGAUGCUCCUUAAUAGAUUAAUUUAGCCAGCUUCAAAUCGGUGGUUUCUUAAUAGAUCAACGAUUUGUAGAAUAUUAAGAAGGACAUCCUGGAAAAUGUUGAAAACAUCAUAACCUAAAUGGAUGUAGCUCCAUUUAAAAUCAUAAUCAAUAAAUAUAAUGAAAAAUUAAGAUCAUUUGAAAAUACUCUCUUUGAAAUUUAGGAAUAAUACAAACAAUUUCCUAAAUAGAAUGAAGAUUAAGGGUACACAAAGAAAAUGAGAGAGUUGAAUUUUUAAAAGAAACUAUAAAAGAUAUUUACGGAGUUGAUGGAAAAUCCUAUUCAAAAAUCGCUCUUAUUAGCAGAUUAGAUAAAUAACAAUACGAAAUUUAUCUAGUUAUUAUAAAAAGUGAAUACAAAUUAAAACACAAACACAAUAUUCUAUCAAUCUAUUCUUAAAGAUAUUAACUCAGAUGAAAAACCGAAGUAAAUCAGGCCUAAGCUAAGAUAACAAGAAUGA
This is a messenger RNA of Paramecium tetraurelia, 1245 nucleotides long. RefSeq lists its product as uncharacterized. The transcript is spliced from 4 exons. Lineage: Eukaryota; Ciliophora; Oligohymenophorea; Peniculida; Parameciidae. The record is from RefSeq and is a predicted model, not a curated record.